Molecule: messenger RNA, 953 nt
Organism: Micromonas commoda
Lineage: Eukaryota; Viridiplantae; Chlorophyta; Mamiellophyceae; Mamiellales; Mamiellaceae
Gene: TIC20
Product: chloroplast envelope protein translocase family
Exons: 3
Coding region: 33-830 (265 amino acids)
Source: RefSeq, a predicted model, not a curated record
ACACUCCACAGGCUCGUGGAUAGCUCGAAAAUAUGGCGAGCUUCACCAUGCAAAUGGCCGCUCCCGGCCUCGCGAGGCCGGCGGUGGGUGCCCGUGCUCGCUGCAGGACCGUGAGGACCGGCGCUCUCGACGGGGCGGCCGAGAGGGCCUCCGCGACCGGCGCCCCGAGGCGGGCGCAGCGGGAGAGCAUGGCGGGUGACUGUGCCGACGCGGCGGGCGUCGCGAAGGCGAAGAGGGCGCAGAGGGGGAAGGUGAUCACGACCGCGGUGCCGGACACGUUCAUUCCCCCCGGCCAGGAGCCUAAUCGCCCCAAGGGCUUCUGGGAGACCUUCAUGGGCAAGGACCCCAACAAGGGCAAGAUCCGCGCCGACUUCCAGUGGAGGAUCUUCUCCUGCCUGCCGUACCUCAUCCCCAUGAUGGGUGCCAUCGCGUUCACGGACCAGGCGUUUAUGGCGUUUCCCGUGACUUUUAAGCUCGCGGUGCUCAUCUCGCCGCUGCUGCAGAUCUUCUACUCCAACUCCUUCAUCCCCUUCGUGACUUUCUUCACGCUGUUCCUCGCGGUGGUGCGCAACACCAAGCUCGACCACUUCAUGCGCUACAACACCAUGCAGGCCAUCCUUCUGGACAUCUGCGUCAUGCUCGCGGGUCUCAUCAUGCAGUACCUCCCCAUGUACAUCACCGUGUCCGUCAUCGGCGACAUGAUGGAGAUCUUCACGCUGAUGAACGCCCUGUUUGCCAUCGGCUACUGCAUGUGGAACUGCCUCAAGGGCCAGUACCCGGAGAUUCCCAUCAUCACCGAGGCAGUUUACGCGCAGGUGCGAGAUCAGUAACGUUCGCUGCUGUGUGGGGAUCAAAAACAAACAAUGGAGAGUGUCUGGAACGCGGAGGGAGGCGGUCCGACGUAUUAGGACGACUACGCGCGAGUUAAAAAUAUUCAUCAAACUUUAGAUUCG